Molecule: messenger RNA, 768 nt
Organism: Brugia malayi
Lineage: Eukaryota; Metazoa; Nematoda; Chromadorea; Rhabditida; Onchocercidae
Exons: 5
Coding region: 1-768 (255 amino acids)
Biological process (GO): negative regulation of amyloid precursor protein biosynthetic process
Cellular component (GO): plasma membrane; Golgi apparatus; extracellular exosome
Molecular function (GO): amyloid-beta binding
Source: RefSeq, a predicted model, not a curated record
AUGACGGUAUUUACAAAAGUUAAAAAGGUACCCGAAGUGAAAAAAGUAUUGAGGUCAAAAGAAUCUGCAACAGUUGUUGAUUCAGCCGUUUAUCAGCGUGAUGAAACCGGAACAUUGGCCCGAAUACGGCAGUAUAAAAAAUUUACAAGUUUAUGCAUGAUAUUUUUAAUACUUUGGUUACUAGUAGCUUCAUUUAUGGCUGGCACAUUUUUCUAUCGUCAAUUUAAUCGUCGUCCAACAUAUUACGGAUGGUGCGGGACAAGUUUUAUUCAGCGUGGACGAAAUGAACAUAUGGAAGAAAGUGUGGAGAUUAAUCCUGAUGAAUACUAUGAAAGGAUUAGUGUGCCACGAUUUGGAUCAAAUCGUCCAGCAGUGUUUGUGCAUGAUUUUAGAAAGAAUUUGACAGCAAUCGUGGAUUUAUUAUCAAAUCGUUGUUUUAUCAAGGAAUUGGAUCGAAAAGUUGUUGCACCACCAACUAGUCUCAUUGAUUUUAUCGAAAAAAUGGAGAAGGGACAUUAUAACAAUCCAGCAGUUAUCAGGCGAACUUAUCGAAUAACCGGUCGUAUUACUAAUGGUGAUAUUGAAAAUUUGCAGUCACCGAUGAUCAUUCAUCACUGUCAACAUCGAACUGUUUUUGAACUUAAUGAAGCUUCCAGAUCUAUGGAACGAGAACAAUGGCAUAGAUACAAACGAGAAGUGUUUGAAUCACUACAAUUUGCCGUUCUCAGUGGUCAAGCAGUUGAAAUGGAUAAAAUUAUAAUUAAGUGA